CUCAGACUUUCACAGACUACAGGGCGUUUCAUCUUCAGGAAGCUCCGCGGAGGUCUGAGCAGCUCCGGGACAAGCAGACGGAAUAUAUCCGAGGAAAGAAAGACGACAUCGCUGGCUCUACUACGGCGGAGGAGGAGACACGGAUGUUGACGGAUGAAGAACACUUCGGUUGGGAUUUCUUCCAUCUUGAGACUUUCUUUCACACGGUGACAUGUCAUCGUAGUGAUUGUUUUAGAGGACUCCACGGUUAAAAGGAAGCUUUGGGAGUGUUGACAAAUGCGUUAAAUAAGUUGAAAUGAGGAGAAACGGUCCCUUAACUGAAGUCAUCGCUUGAAGGAUCACAGGAUUCAUGCAAUGUAAUCUAGAAGACUGCACAGCUGAGACGGGGUCGGUACAACUUGAGUAACACAAGUGCUAUCACAUCACGUCAAGACUAUACCCCGUACCAGUGUUUUGACAUGUACAUGUACAUGGAACUCAAACAUGGUAGCAACUCAAUGUCCUGAGAAGCUCAGGCUUGCGCACACACCUUCUCAGUGGCAACCAGACAAUACGCAAUCCCAUCAUAACUCUUAUGGACUCCCUCGCCAACCUGAGUCACAGCCAAUCCUAAGCAGUGCAGGAUUCCAUUGUCGUGGACAACACGUGGUUUACGCCAAUCAAAACUGGAGUGGUGAUUUUGGACCUUGUAAAAUCAUUAAAACUGGACUGCAACUAAGACAACAUUCAAAUUGCGCUUGUCCAUCCUUUCCAAGUCUUGCAGCACUUCAGGGAGACAGUCUUGAAAUUGCAACACAGCCAUCUCCAUUACAGGAUAUGUAUUCUGUACCUGAGAAGAAGACUUCCCACCCCAUGUUGCAAGCCUCACUGAAAGAUGGAAGACACUGCAAGAGACUACAAGUGAAAGGUAGACUUGAAUCUAUGAAACGUGGAUGGGCUGGAAUACACAACAUGAAUCAUUCAGAAGGAAGUCAUUCAAGCUCCAAUCAGAACCACCCAUCUUCCUCCACUCAGGAAUGGGAGGAACGUAUGAUAGCCAUUGUUGACAAAAUGGUUGCAAAUAUUCGGCGCCAAAAUGUAGAACACACUUCCUCCAACAUUGUUGCUAACCAGCCAACUGCUGUGGCUACAAAGGCAGGUGAAGAGAACAGUUCAGAAGGCAGCAAGGCAAAUUCUGAGCCAAUACCAGAGUUGAAAGAGGCAGCUCAUUCUGCUACAUCUGCAUUGGAGAAGGAUUCCACAGGUACAUUACUUUCUUCUAUGCGUCACUUGAAUAUGAUUUGCAACCAGGAGAACGCUUGUAUGUAACCAUUCCUGAUAAGGCCGAUGGCAGACUUGUGUAUUUGGUCGAUUGUGAAUAUAAAAAAUGUGUUCAUACGAAUGCAGAAAGUUUCCCCUGGAAUAUCGAUAACAUUCAUCUCUUUACAUCCACAGAGUAUCCUAGGAUUAUGAGGAAUGUUGCAGCCACUUGCAAUAAGGGUGGAGAUGAGACUAUGACCACAGCUCCAGAUGUGCCCUUGGAUGAACUGACUGAGGACCAGCUCAAUUCAUCACCUGACUCCAGUCCUUCUCAAGAAGAAAAUAAGCCUCUUCAGUUGGAUAUGAGGAAGACUGUGAAUGAUACCAAUCAACUACCUGGGGUUUCUAAGCCUCUCAAAGGCAUAGCCGAGGAGCAUAAAUUGGACGGAGGCAUACAAUCAGUGGAGGGAUUGUGGUUUGGCAAAAAACAUGGUGUGGUGCAAGUCUCGGAGGAACUUCAAACAAAGUCUGUUUCUGAGGAGAAAACAAGUUCUGAACCUUUUAGUCAUGAUGCAUGUUCAGUGUUUUCAUCACCUGAACCGAGUAUUGCAUUACCUGAAAACAAAGUCAAAGUACAGACUGGUCAAUUGGAAGGCAUUUGUGAGGAAGCAUUUGUUGUGAAAACUGUGCGUGAUCCAGCAUACGAAGACAUUUCAGAUGAUAGUCAAAUGAGUGAGGAAGCAAUUGCCAAAACAUUUUUAAAGAAUCCAGAAUAUGAAGACAUUUCAGAUGAUGGUCAAAUAAAAGGCAUGGGUGAGGAAGCAAUUGCUUUAAACAUUGUAGGUAGCCCUCUGUAUGAAGACAUCUCUGAAGAUGACAUGUCACAGCCAGCCACCAAACUCCCUCUUCCACACACUGAGGAGUCAAGUUUUUCAGCACCCCUUGAACAACUUCAACAUACAAGAGAAGAUGAAAAUUCAAAAACUGGAAAUGUGUCGAUGGAAAGGCUGUCUCAAGUAACUAAACCAAAUGAUAAGCAAUCCCUGAAAAGGGGAGUCUCUGCAGAUGAGCAAGGGAAUGAGAAGAAGCCGGCUACACCCAAGAUUGAAACGUUGGAUUUGAAACAAUUAAACUGUCAUUCAUGUUUCAAUGAAUCUGAUGAUGAAAACCACUCAUUUUUACGUAGCUCUGCUGAUUUGAAAUAUGAAGUGAUGGAUGAUCAUACUGAUGAUGAUGAUGAUGAUGACUGGAUAGUAAUACCUUUAACAAUCUCUGACCUGAGAUUUGAUCAAGAAACUGAAAAUCAGGAAGGCUUAGGAAUAGUUAAGCUUGAUAAUGGUGAAGCUGAUGCCACAGAAAAAAAAUUCAACACAAAUUGCACUCCUUGGCAAGGCCCAGAACCAACUUUAGCUUUUUCCAACAUAGAGGUAUUUGAAACAGUUGAUAGCUUUGUACAAGCCACAGAGGUACAAAUACUAAAUCGAUUUGAGGUAGCAUACUGGAGCUCUCCUGACCAUGACGUUGAUUACACAAAACAAUUGCAUGUACCUGAGAACAGUCGAGAACAGUUAUCUGAGGAUGAAGACAGUUAUGACACUGAAGACAGCUGUGAUUACCCGUCUGAAGCAAAGCACAAUCGUUUGACUGUCUCCAGGAAGUUGCUGGAGCACAGUUCAGUACCUCCAACCCCAGCAGCAGAUGGUCCUUCAUCUAGAAAUGAGGUAGAAGAUAAGGUCACAUCUUUGAAAGAUGGCCAAACCAAGAGCUUCUACGAUUUCAAAGAAAAAAUUCAACAAUUAAUUGGAAAAAAGACUGGCUUUGGACAAAAUAAGACCUGUGGACAAAAUAUUUCAGAAAAUGUAGUACUCCUUGAACUUGACCCGGAGGGUGAAAUUGGCCAAAGAAGGAGAAAGAAGGCAAAAAGGAACAGGGCAUUUCGUUCAGGCUCAGAAAACAGUGAAGAUGCCUCGUUAAGUCAACACGGGAGAAAUUCACCUAUUACACACAGAAAGACAGAAAAACCAACGAUUUUAAACAAUAGUCCAAUAAUUAUUGAUUCUGACCCAGAAGAAGGAGAGACGGAGAGAAGGAUGCUAAUCAACAGCCCAAUUAUUGUUGUUACGGACUCGGAGGAUGAAGGUGAAAAAAACUGCAAAAAGAAGGCAAAGAGAUAUUCCUCUUCUGGCUCAGAGGAUAAUGGUUAUCUUAUAUGUAUUGACGAACCACCACCUCAGCGGAAUGAAGCACCUGUGCCUCCUGCAAACUCACAACACUUGUCUAACCUACCCGAUACAGACAAUAAUGAAGUGAUGCAGGAUAUGUGUUCUGACUUUACUCUCAGUGGGAGUGGACAGCUAAGUAAAGCUACAGAAUGCUUUGAGAGUGUUAAACACAAGGCCAACAGACAAACCGAUUCAGAAGACACUGAUGAAGAAGUAAGAAAAAAACAUCCACGUAAAAAAGCAGCAAAUACAAAGACAGUUCUCCCAUCAACUUCAGAAGAUAAUGAUGAUCCCUCAAUGGCCAGAAAUCACAGACCUUCACCUGAACCUAUGAACCCCCUUUUUGUGGCCAACAAAAAGUCUGAAAAAGAUAGACUGUCUUCUGAACACUCUGCAAAGAAACAGCUCCAGGACGGGAAAGCAGAAACCACUGUGCGUUGUAAUUCUGUAGUUCCUCAUCUUUUUUCAAAUGGUAUUGAACACAAUGGGCACUUGGAACUUACGAGGAAAGCUGAAACUCAGACUCCGAAGAACCAAACAUCAUGCAGUAAAGUCUGCAAAAAGAAUGAACGGCACUUAACUGGAAGUAAGGUUCAGGAGAAGGUAGCUAACCCCCCACUGGUUUCAAGACAAUUUUCAUUACCUAACCAUGUAGGCCCAUCAACCUCCAACAGCAGUUUGUCUUCCACAAGUGGACCACUAACUGAUACAAGACGAAGUUCAGCCUCAACAAGCGGUUUGCCUUUGUCUGGUGUGUCCAGACAUACAUUAAACUCUGCUAAUCUUCCUAGAUCUGAGCAGAGCACAUCUACACUCAGACAUUUGACCUCAUCCAGAGUCAAGCGGUCUCGCUCAUUAAGCAGCUCUUCAACAAUAGAUCCACCUUCCUCUCCCACAAUAGCCCCAUCAUCUUCAGGGAGGAAAAAAGUUCUAGAAAUAUGGAGUAAUGAACACAUAGUAACCCAAUUCAGAAAAAGGGGCUAUGGAAAAGACGUUUUAAGAACCAGAAAUGAUGAUUCAUUGAGGGAAGGUAGAUCAGGAAGUGAUCAAAGUGAGUCAAGGAGAGAAGCCAGACCAGAACCUAGUCACAGUGGUUUGUCGAGGGAAGCUAGACCAGAAUCCCGUCACGGUAAGAGAGCCAGGCAGACGCACAGUUCUCUUCUGAAUUUAGCCCCACUGAUGAAAAAAUCCAUAACUGACUACAAAGGGGUGCCAAAGGCGAAAAAUCGGGAACCUGCAAGGGAACAACGUGGCACUGUGGGUGAGAAUUACAAGUGGUCAGCCGAGAGAAAGCCAAACAAAGGUCCCAGCAGAGACGGGAUGCAGUGAUGAACUCCUGCAGGACCUCAUGAGAAAAGAUUCAUGUGUCUCUUACCCAACUUUGUUUUGUUCCCACAGGAACAGAUGAUUGAUGGGCCAAAAAAUCCAGUUACUGUUGUAACCAAUUCUUUGAAUUUUUUCAGACUUUGUAUAUAUUUCAAUGACAUACAGCGUGAUGUAUAUAACAGAAUAUUUUGUAUUUUAGCUGCUUGUGUGUAUGUAUAUAUUCAUUUUGUAAAUAUGUCGGCUGUUUGUGGUACUUUAAUUUUUUUUUAUUGAUUUGUUUGAGCAUUUGUUCAUCAGCUACCUCAAUAGGCAUCAACAUAGAGCAUAAAGCUGUUUCCUUAUUUUGCUCUGAGUAUGUUCUGGACAUUAAACUGUGAAGUUCAGCUGUCUAAUAUCUUUAUUUUUUAUAUCAUUCUUUCCCUCUUUGUAAACUGUAAAUAAUAACUCUGAUUGCACCAUUCCUACUUCCUUUUAAAAUGUCAACGGUGAAAUAUAAGACGCGACUUAA
Molecule: messenger RNA, 5295 nt
Organism: Labrus mixtus (cuckoo wrasse)
Lineage: Eukaryota; Metazoa; Chordata; Actinopteri; Labriformes; Labridae
Exons: 5
Coding region: 1449-4790 (1113 amino acids)
Source: RefSeq, a predicted model, not a curated record